Carassius auratus (goldfish) is the source of this 3968-nucleotide messenger RNA. RefSeq names its product P-selectin-like. The record is from RefSeq and is a predicted model, not a curated record. Gene Ontology annotation, cellular component: membrane. NCBI's taxonomy places the organism in Eukaryota, Metazoa, Chordata, Actinopteri, Cypriniformes, Cyprinidae. Gene Ontology annotation, molecular function: calcium ion binding. The transcript has 18 exons. Gene Ontology annotation, biological process: cell adhesion. Bases 91 to 3207 code for a protein of 1038 amino acids.
CUGAGGUAGUGUUGCACAACUUCCCAUCUCAUUUUAGUUCCCAUGCAGUGCAACUGUGAAUGUGAUUUUUCAGAGAUCCUCUCAGAAUAAAUGAAACUGGUAGUUACAAUUACGAUGGUUUUGUUGGCGCAUAUUAGACUAUUUGUAUAUCUUGUCCUUGUAACUGGAAUUUAUAAUGUUAAGGCCUGGACUUACCAUUACAACAUAACCAUUAAUAUGGACUGGACAACAGCUCGUCAGUGGUGUCAGAAGCAUUACACUGAUAUGGUGGCCAUCCAAAACCAUGCAGAAGUUGAAUACCUCAACCAAGUUCUACCUUUCAAUAAAGGAUACUAUUGGAUUGGCAUUAGGAAGAUUAAUGGUAACUGGAUGUGGGUUGGGACCAAAAAGAACUUGGACCCUGAAGCAGAAAACUGGGCAGAAAAUGAACCAAAUAACAAGGGAUCUGAACAAGACUGUGUAGAGAUCUACAUUAAGAGGACCAAAGAAACAGCCAAGUGGAAUGAUGAGAGGUGCAGCAAAAAGAAAGCAACUGUCUGUUAUUUAGCCUCCUGCUCAAAAGAAUCCUGCAGUGAGCAUGCUGAGUGUGUGGAGAAUAUUGGGAGCUACGAAUGUCAGUGUCUCCCAGGUUUCACGGGGCCACGCUGUGAGGAAGCUGUCCAGUGUCUGCCCAUAAUUGAUGUCCCUGGUGGUUGGAUGAACUGCACUCACCCUCUUUCCAUUCAUAGCUUCAACUCAAGUUGUGACUUCAAGUGUGAGGAAGGAUUCGAGCUCAAGGGCUCAAAUACAACCUGGUGUGACCAGACUGGGAAGUGGACACACAAACCCCCCACUUGCCAAGUUGUAAAGUGUGAUCCACUGAAGCCCGUGUCACAUGGCUCGCUGCAGUGUUCUGACCCUGUAGAGUUUGCUUAUGGCUCCAGUUGCUGGUUAAAAUGUGAUUUUGGUUUUGCCCACAAUAGUACAAAUUCCACUCACUGUACCAAAGAGGGAAAGUGGAGUCACAUCCCUCCUGUUUGCCAAGCUAUACAGUGUCCGCCACUCUCUGAUGCACCAAGUUAUGGAAGCAUAACCUGCACACACCCUCUCUCCACCAACAGCUACAACUCCAGCUGUGAGUUUAAGUGUGAAGAGGGUUUUUUGCUUAAAGGUGCAAAUUCCACGCACUGUGAUCAUACUGGGCACUGGACACACAGCACCCCGAGUUGUACAGCUGUGGCUUGUGACCCUCUCGUGACCCCUGCAAAGAGCCAUCUGACAUGUGCUGAUCCACUGGGAAUGUUCUCUUUUCGUUCUUCUUGUAUCACUACUUGGUCAGCACCAACACCUGUAUGCCAAGUUAUAAGAUGUGAUGCUCUGGAGUCUGGGCAGCAUGGCUCUCUGCACUGUCAGGACCACCUGGGAAAAUUCAGCUAUGGUACCCUGUGCUGGCUGGAGUGUGGAGCUGGAUUUACAUUAAAUGGAAGUAAUUCUACUUCCUGCACCUCACAAGGAAAAUGGAGCCAUGAAUUUCCUGUUUGUCAAGUGGUGACCUGCAAUGCAAUCUUGGCUCCUGCAAAUGGUCAUCUGACAUGUGCUGAUCCUUUGGGGAAAUUCUCUUUUCGUUCUUCUUGUAAUGUUUCCUGUGAUGAGGGAUACAAAAUUAGAGGAAAAGCUACACUCACUUGUCUAAGUGAUGGUAUUUGGUCAGCACCAACACCUGCGUGUGAAGUUGUAAAGUGUGAUCCACUGAAGCCCGUGUCACAUGGCUCGCUGCAGUGUUCUGACCCUGUAGAGUUUGCUUAUGGCUCCAGUUGCUGGUUAAAAUGUGAUUUUGGUUUUGCCCACAAUAGCACAAAUUCUACUCACUGUACCAAAGAGGGAAAGUGGAGUCACAUCCCUCCUGUUUGCCAAGCUAUACAGUGUCCGCCACUCUCUGAUGCACCAAGUUAUGGAAGCAUAACCUGCACACACCCUCUCUCCACCAACAGCUACAACUCCAGCUGUGAGUUUAAGUGUGAAGAGGGUUUUUUGCUUAAAGGUGCAAAUUCCACGCACUGUGAUCAUACUGGGCACUGGACACACAGCACCCCGAGUUGUACAGCUGUGGCUUGUGCCCCUCUCGUGACCCCUGCAAAGAGCCAUCUGACAUGUGCUGAUCCACUGGGAAUGUUCUCUUUUCGUUCUUCUUGUAUCACUACUUGUGAGGAGGGAUACACACUGAGAGGAGAAACCACACUCACUUGUUUGAGUGAUGGCAGCUGGUCAGCACCAACACCUGUAUGCCAAGUUAUAAGAUGUGAUGCUCUGGAGUCUGGGCAGCAUGGCUCUCUGCACUGUCAGGACCACAUGGGAAAAUUCAGCUAUGGUACCCUGUGCUGGCUGGAGUGUGGAGCUGGAUUUACUUUAAAUGGAAGUAAUUCUACUUCCUGCACCUCACAAGGAAAAUGGAGCCAUGAAUUUCCUGUUUGUCAAGCACGGCAAUGCAACCCCUUAAUUAAACCCUCUCAUGGCACUGUAACCUGCACUCAUCCUAAUGGGCAGUUCAGCUUCGGUACAGUGUGUAAUGUGAGCUGUCAGGAAGGCUUCAAACUACAUGGGACACCCCAAAUAGAGUGCUCGGAGAUGGGGAAGUGGACAGACACCCCAGCCUUCUGCUCAGCUCAACAGUGCCCCCAUUUGGCCGCUCCAGUAAAUGGCUGGUUGAACUGUUCUCAUCCUCACUUCUCGUUUAGCUAUGGUUCACGAUGCUUCCUGGGAUGUGAGACUGGCUUUGAGAUUACAGGAGUGCCAGUCAUGGAAUGCUCUGCUUCUGGGAACUGGAGUCAGGAGAUGCCCUAUUGUGCUGCUGUUCGUUGUGAUCCCCUUUCACUCUCUCAUCUUCCGGAGCUGGGAACUCCACCCUCAAUGAACUGCUCUCACCCCCAUGGAAACUUCAGCUUUGGAUCUCAGUGUACGUUCCAGUGUGCCGAGAGCCAGAAGCUCAGUGGAACCAGUCAGCUCAGCUGCACCUCCAGUGGGUACUGGACCAACUCUCCACCAAGUUGUGUUGUAAAGGAGAUGUCAGUAGGUGCCGGCAUGCUGAUGUAUGCAGCUGUGGGAGCUGCUUCUUCCGCUGGUCUACUUCUAUUCGGAGGACUAAUGUUUCUGUUGAUGCGCCAAUUGUUUAAAAAGAGUAAAAAACUGAUUGAUCCUGUUCCACCCUUGGAACAACCGUUUUUAUACUAAUAAAAAUUGUCAUUUAUUGGGAUUUGACUAAAGUAGUUGGUUGGUAUUUAACAAUGUACUUUACAUUUAACAACAUACUUUAUUUAGUGCUUGCAAACUGUUUAAAUGUUUAGCUUUAGUACAUUUAUUCAUUUAGCUGACGCUUUUAUCCAAAGCGACUUAUAAUUGCUAUAUAUGUCAGAAGUGGCACGCCUCUGGAGUAACUAGGGGUAAAGUGUCUUACUCAGAGACACAUUGGUGUCUCACAGUUGAUUCUAACCCGGAUCUCUCACACCAAAGGCAUGUGUCUUAUCCACUGCACCAACACCACCCCAACCACCUUUAGCAUGUACUAUUCUAAUAAAUCGCAACAUGGACCAGUCCCAUCACUUCCAGGAACAAUUUAGCACUAAACUUGUUCAACUGUUGUUCCAAACCUGUAUGACUUAAUAUCUUCUGUGGAACAUACAAGACGAUACUUCUUAUUGUUCUUUUUGUCCAUACAAUAUAAGUCAAUGUUAACCAAAAUGUUUACCAACAUUUCUCAAAAUACAAAUUCAUACAGAUUUGGAACAACAUGAGGGCAAGUAUGACAGAAUUUUUCAGUUAUCUUAACUAAAUGAAUUCUUCUCCACUGCAGCUAAUUACAGUCUGACUGACUCUUGAUGGGAAGAGAAUUUGAACCCAACAUUUGAAUUCUGUUAAAAUAAAUAUACAUUUAAGUAAAGUAACUGAUAUUUUCCAUCUAGUUUUGUGCUUGCAAUAAAUAAAAAACUGAACUG